Molecule: messenger RNA, 909 nt
Organism: Arabidopsis lyrata subsp. lyrata
Lineage: Eukaryota; Viridiplantae; Streptophyta; Magnoliopsida; Brassicales; Brassicaceae
Product: heavy metal-associated isoprenylated plant protein 30
Molecular function (GO): metal ion binding
Source: RefSeq, a predicted model, not a curated record
AAAGAUUUAUGACAACUUUUUUUCUAGGGGGUAAAUAAGAGAUCACAACUUAUUACAAAGGGAAGCGAUUCCAAAGGCAUAUCUUCCGUUCUGUCUAAUCUUAUUCUUUGUUUAAAACCCCUCUCCAUGCAUUCUUCUUGUUUACAUAUUUAUUGCUUCCUCUCUAAGUUUGCUGAGUCCUAAUCAUCUAUCUAUCUAGCAAUCUGAGUAUACGUAAGUAUAAAUAUAGAGAGAGAGUUCGAGUAGAGAAAUGGGUUUGGGCUCCUUCAUCUCUACCAUCACAUACUGUUUGUUCCUUCGCUAUCCACACAAGAAGCCUAAGCACAAAAGUCACCUCAACUAUUACCACACCAUGCCAAGGGCUCGUCCACUUUCUUUACAGACGAUAGACCUGACAGUAAGGAUGUGCUGCAGUGGAUGCGAGAGAGUAGUCAAGCAUGCCAUUUACAAGCUGAGAGGGGUGGACUCGGUGGAGGUGAACCUGGAGAUGGAGAGAGUUACGGUGGUUGGGUACGUGGAGAGGAAGAAGGUGCUCAAGGCAGUGAGAAGAGCCGGUAAGCGAGCCGAGUUCUGGCCCUACCCGGACAUGCCUCGUUUCACUUCCUCCGACCAUUACUUCAAAGAUACCACCCGCAAGUUCAGGGAGAGCUACAACUACUACCGCCACGGCUACAACCUUAGUGACCGCCACGGUCACAUUCACGUCACCAACCGUGGCGAUGAUAAAGUGAGCAACUUUUUCAACGACGACAAUGUCCACGCCUGUCGCCUUAUGUGAUGAUCUUCCUCUUUUUUUCUUUUUUCUUUUUCGCUAUCUGUGUUGAUACAUAUUGUAUCUUCUUUAGGGUUGCUUAACUAGUUUGUAUGCAUAGGCGGGAGAAAAAAAAGAAAGUAAAUGCUUUUUUAAAA